Messenger RNA from Thecamonas trahens ATCC 50062, 3867 nucleotides. RefSeq lists its product as uncharacterized. The transcript is spliced from 2 exons. Bases 121 to 3867 code for a protein of 1248 amino acids. The record is from RefSeq and is a predicted model, not a curated record. Lineage: Eukaryota; Apusomonadida; Apusomonadidae.
GCGGGUAGCGCCACAGCCAGGGCUUCAGCACACUACUGCUUGUACUGCGAGCGCUUGUCUGACAGCUACCUUGUCUGACGCCGCACUGCAUUGUGUGGUGACACUUGGGAGUGCAUCGUCAUGAAGAGCGCCCGGAGCGGAGCGUCAUUGGCCUCGCAGGGCUCUGGCCCUUUCUCCUCUUGCUCAGGCGGUUCAUCGUCUGAUGUCAAGGGCUCGAACGAGCUGACAAGAAGUGCGACAACCGCCACGUCUUCUGGCUCGUACCUGGCCUCUUCACCUUCAUGUUUGUCGCCCACCUCGUCCGAAGCCCUUGUGCAAGAGGCAAUUACGUCGUCGUCGUCGUCGACGCCGCCGUCAGAGUCGAGCUGCGAGGCUGGUCUGCACCGGCCGCCUACCCUUAUCGAGCCACCGAGCCCGGCCUCGCGCCAGUCUUCAUCGGGCCAUACCUGGUCUCGUCGCAAUACCUUCCGCUCGUCCGAGGCCUCGCUUCCGGUAGCAUCGGAUGUCUCGGUCUCGGACGAGAUCCAGUGCAGCGACGAGCUCAUACUUCAGCUCACCAUCAACUCGUUCCUGGACGACAAGUUUGGAACAAGUCUAUCAGCGCCGCAACCGGGCAUGGCUGCCGAUGGCGCUGCACCAGUGUUGGGCGUGACAAACGCUGCAGCACCUGGCACGACAGCCGACCAUCUGCACCCGCACGGGCACUCGCGCUCGCGGUCAGAUUCCACCGGCUCCAUUACUGAGCUCUCUGAGUCGGUCGUCAAGUCCCACUCGCGGUCGAACACCCCAGUCCGCUCGCCAGAGCGUGAUGGGCUCGCGACCAGCUUUCGCGACCGCCAGCUGCUGGUGACGUCUGCUGCAAAUGCUGUGCGGAAGUCGGGUAGCCACGACACGCGCUCCCGCGCCAAGGCCAAGGCCAAGGCCAAGGCCAAGGCCAAGGCCAAAGCGAAGGCCAAAGCCAAGGCCAAGGCCAAGGCCAAAGCCACGACCAAGGCCAAAGCCAAGGCCCGGGCAGCUGCUGCCAGUCGAGAAGUUGGUGAGAGCACAGGCAUGCUCACCACCGCCCCGCCACUGCGCCGCUCGUCGCAGGUCUCGCAGCCAUCGCGAUCAGGCAGUCAGACAUCGCGGCACGACUCGCCGUUCUCGGAGGUCGGUCGAAUGGCCUCAUCGGUCCAGGCUUCGGACGGUUUUGCUGUCGUUGCGAACGGCGGCGGCGGUGGCACCAAGCCCAGGUCACGGGCGAGCUCCAAGGCGCGGGCAAAAGCCAAAGCCAAGGCGCAAGCCAAAGAGAAGGCCAAAGCCAAGUUCCGAGCCUGGGUUAAGGAGCGAUCUAAGGCCAAGGCCAAGGCCAAGUCCAAGGCCAAGGCUAGGAUCAAAGCCAAGACGCGAAAGCGGUCUCAAACUGAUGCGCGCGAUGGCGGGCGGUCGCUCUCUCAGUCGGGCGUGCCCACCGCGCAGCCGUCGCCCGCAGCACGCCAGAACCACGGCACAGGCUCGAUCUCGCACCCAACCUCGCGCCAGUCGUCAUCUAACCCGCGCCGGACUCCCCACUCGCGCAAGUCCAGUUCGCGUAGUGGGCACAGAAAGCGUCGCUCGAAUGCCAGCUCGCCCUCGCCGCUACCCGCAGUCCAGGAACAUGUUGAUGUCCAGAGCAUGGGUGUGGAAACCGGGCUCAGUCGGCCGCGCUCGCGCUCGCCGGCCCAGCUGGCUGACUCGAUCGGCUCGCACUCGUCUGCGGUGCAAGGCGCCGCCCACCGCUCGCGCUCACCGGGUACUCUAGCACGUGCCUCUGGGCACACGCCCGGCCGUGGUGGGGACGUCUUUGUCAUUUUGCGCAACUCGGCAGCAUCGUCUACGUCUGAGCUAGAAUCGUCAUGCAUCGAGGCCCGGGAUUCGAGGCCUCGGUCGCGCACUCGGUCGCGGACGCCGACCACGCUCACUUACUCGCAGUACUCAUCGACCGAUUUGCUCUUGCUCGACGUCUCGCGCAUCAAGGCCCACUACAAGGCCAAGGCCAAGGCAAUGCUCAAAUCCAAGCUUGCUCUCGCUUACAAGCAGAACGGCGAAUCUGCGUCUCUCACCAGCUCCUCGUUCUCAGACCUCACGCUGAGCUCGUCGGCACUGGACGGACUCGAAAGCUCGUCGCUUGAUGGCUACAGCAUGUCAUCCGACGAGUAUGAAACUGAGGCUGAGGUCACGCCGACCGAGUCUCACCCGACAACCACGCCUGCUUCGACAAGCCGUGCAUGGCCCGUACCUCACGGGCGAGUCGGCGGUCCCGUUCCUCCGCACGCACGCCCUACCGGCCGGCCAGUUGCGGUUCAGCGGUCGAACACGCUUGACGUUAUCGGCCUCGAUCCUCCGCCAGACUAUCCCCUCCUCUCCGAGCUGGCGUCGACUGGGUUCUCGCGGUCAAACGAAGAGGUUCUCAUGCGGCAGAAGCAGCGCGAGCGCGGCGACGGCCUUCAGCCUGGGCCGGAUGCGCCUACCCUGCGCUCGCAGUCGCCGCGGCGCAACCAGCUUGCCAACCACGUCAUGUCCAUCCGGGCCGAGGAAGAGGAAGUUGUGACAUCGACGCCGACACCACCAAGCGUGAUGCAUUCACCGACCGGUGUGGCACCAACCGGUCGCGACUCCCGACGAGUCGCGCCGGCCUUUGGCAUCGGCGGUGCUGAGACCGGCCAGCCGCGUUCCUCAAUCUCGUCCACCCCGCCGUCGCCGCCCUCUUGGGCAGGCGGCGGCGGCGGCGGCGGCGGCGGCGGCGGCCACUCAGCGGCUUGGGUACAUGGCGAAGACUCGCGCGUUCCGCCCGGAACUCCAUAUGUGCGACCUCGGGCUGUCCGCUGGAUCCUAGGCGCGCUGGGACUCUACUCGUCGUCAUCGAGCUUGGCGUACGAGGUGUACCAAGUUUUCAUCUCGCUUUCUGUCGCACCGGCGCUGCUCAUGCUUAUCGUACUGCGGGCGUUCGAGGCGUCGUCGCGGCCAGAAGACACAUCGGGCUCGUUCCUCGCUUGGCCGAUCCUCAUCCCGGCAUGGAUCGCCGGACUGUACUCGGGCGUCACGCUCUGGUUCCUCAUGCGGCAAGAGGUGUGCAAAGAGCUCGAAGUAUUGGUGGCCAAUCUGGUGUGCUCAGAGCGUGAGCGACGGCUGCUCGCCAAGCUGGACACCGGCUUCCACGUUGUCGUAGUCAUCGCGCAGAUGGUCGGUGUUGCUGUUCUUGCGGCGACGACAUCCGCGCACCUCUCGACCGCACUUUUUGUCUGCUUUGUUAUCGCUUCGCCGCUGGCCAUCAUGUUUCCGUUUGCCCUCAUUGAGCUCCUCCUUCUCGUUCGGGUUUACCUUGCUGCCGUCAGCGACGUCUCGCACCAGAUGGGCGUGCUCUCAAUCGGUCGGCGACCAUCACUCCACCCGGACGGCUCAAUGGCAAUGCCCUCGCCAAACCUGGAUCUUUCGAUGGGCUCGGGCUCGUACCCAGUCGCCACUGUUUAUCGCUCAGACCCAGCCAUGGCUGACGCGCUCUACGCCUCGGCGACUGUCUCGAUCACCGACAUUGGCGGCGUCAUCAUGCACUUUGACUCGCUCUGCCGCAAGCUCCGCGCCUCGGUGGAUGUGUGGAAGGUGUACUGGGUCAUCGGCGCUGUUCUGUACACCGGUCUCCUCGCUGUCGCUGCCGAGCGGCUCGCCGCCAAGUCGUGGCACUUGGGCUCGCGUGUGGCCUCGCUCCGUUUUGAGGCGUCAUCGUCUCAGCGCUUCGUGUGGUCUAUUUCUCCCACAGUCCACUUUACCCACCACUCGUUCCGUCGACUUCUCAUCUACCAUUUGCUUCUUUUGCUGACAGUCGUUGUCCUGGUCCUGGCUCGUUCGUAG